This is a messenger RNA of Fundulus heteroclitus (mummichog), 1366 nucleotides long. RefSeq names its product survival of motor neuron-related-splicing factor 30-like. Gene Ontology annotation, cellular component: cytoplasm; nucleus; precatalytic spliceosome. The transcript is spliced from 6 exons. Lineage: Eukaryota; Metazoa; Chordata; Actinopteri; Cyprinodontiformes; Fundulidae. Gene Ontology annotation, molecular function: RNA binding. Bases 173 to 889 code for a protein of 238 amino acids. The record is from RefSeq and is a predicted model, not a curated record. Gene Ontology annotation, biological process: mRNA processing; regulation of alternative mRNA splicing, via spliceosome.
GGCGUAUUAUAUCAGUUUUUUUUUCACGGGUUUCCGGCGUGCUAUUCACAUACAACAGGAAAGAGAAGCACAUUUUUAAAAUUAAAUCAGCGAUUUUACGACGAAAGGAGCGGUUUCCCAUCUUAUUUAUUGUUAAUUUGAUCAGUUACGGGUAUUACAACAAAGCGCACAGAUGUCCGAGGACCUGGUGAAGCAGCUGAGCAGCUACAAGGCACAGCUACAGCAAGUAGAAGUCGCCUUGUCAACCGACCCGGACAAUGAAGACCUCCUAAAGCUUCAGAAGGACUUGCAGGAAGUCAUCGAUCUGACUAAAGACCUCCUGAGUUCGCAGCCCCCUGACGGGGCUUCCAGCACCAGUGGUUCAGAAUCAGUUCCUGUGAAGAAAAACUGGAAAGUGGGUGACAGAUGUAUGGCAGUGUGGAAUCAGGAUGGCCAGGUGUAUGAAGCUGAGAUUGAGGAGAUAGACCGAGAGAACGGCACGGCUGCCAUUACGUUCAUUGAGUACGGCAAUGCUGAAGUGCUUCCUCUGCAGAACCUCAAAGCCGCCGAGGAGGGCAAACGGUCUGAGGAGGACGGAGGUUUAAAGUCAAAGUCAAGAAAAGAACAAAUAGCAGAGCAGCGAGAGUACAAGAAGAAGAAAGCCCAGAAAAAGGUACAGAGGAUGAAGGAGUUGGAGCAAGAGAGGGAGGAGCAAAAGUCAAAGUGGCAACAGUUUAACAACAAAGCUUAUUCAAAGAACAAGAAAGGACAGGUAAAGAGGAGCAUAUUUGCAUCCCCAGAAAGCGUAAACGGGAAGGUGGGAGUGGGAACGUGCGGCAUCGCAGACAAACCCAUGACGCAGUACAACGACACGUCCAAAUACAACGUCAGACAUCUGAUGCCGCAAUGACCGGCCACGCUGUGUACAGAAUGAGCCACUGUGUCCUCGUCGUAUCAGUGCUUCGCGUUGUUUCUACAUGAUUACAGUCCCUCGAGUAAAAAGAUUUUAAAGGAACUGGUCGGACACCAGCGUUUGAAACGUCUCUGUAGUUUCCCUUGUAUAAUAUAUUGGUUCAACUAAAAAGAUUCACAUGAGGGAUUGUUCCAUCUCUGGAACAAGGUCUCCUGUUGUGUGUGAACACGUGUUGGAGGAGAAAAGCUGGGCAGUUUGUACUUAUUUUUGGAUAAGGCCAAAUCUCUAAGAUGUGUACAAACUUGGGCCUUUUUGAUUUGGAGUGUACAUUCGAUGCUGCAUUGUUAAACUCGUCCGUUGUAAGGUAUGAUUAUCAAUUAUGUUGAGGAUUUGGAAUGGCUAACUUGACCUUUUAAUUUCUGUAUAUAUAUAUAAAACCAUAAAAUAAACAUUUUUGUUCAGUUUUUAGAAAAA